This is a messenger RNA of Octodon degus (degu), 1836 nucleotides long. RefSeq names its product zinc finger protein 655. NCBI's taxonomy places the organism in Eukaryota, Metazoa, Chordata, Mammalia, Rodentia, Octodontidae. Bases 36 to 1667 code for a protein of 543 amino acids. The record is from RefSeq and is a predicted model, not a curated record. The transcript has a single exon.
CUGCUCGGUGAUGGUCAUUGUUCUCCAGAACAGGGAUGGAGGAACUGUCAGCCCAAGAAGCCUCAGGAUCACCAAGGGUCCAGUUUCAGUCUUUGGAGACCCGGUCUGAGUGUCUCUCCCCAGAGCCUCAAUUCAUGCAGGGCACCGACAUGGAGCAGGGACUCACUGGGGGAUUUCCAAUUUCCAAGCCUGAUGGGAUCUUCCAGCUGGAACAAGAUCUACAGGUCUUUGAUCUGGAAACUAAGAAUAGAGAAGUCUUAAGAGGUGACUGCUCAGAUGGAGAAACCAGAGACGAGAACAAGCUGUUGAUUCCUAAGCAGAAAAUUUCGGAAGAAGUACAUUCAUACAAAGUGAGAGUAGGAAGACUCAAACAGGAUAUUGUCCAAUUUCCUGAGACUAGAGAAGUAUAUAAGUCUGAGGACAGAUUAGAAAGGCUUCAGGAAAUCCUAAGGAAAUUUCUCUUCCUCGAAAGAGAGUUUAGACAAAUAGCAAUCAGCAAGAAAACCUUCACCAGUGAGAACAGUGAAUGUAAUGAACCUGAAAAAAGCUUCAGUCUGGAUUCUGCCCUUGAUACAGGGCACAGAGUUCUUAGAAUACAGAAUAUUGAUGACAGUAAGUAUGAUAUGAACUUCCAGAACUCAGCUGCUGAUAAACAUGAACACAUAAAUCUACAACAGAAUUUUCAGAAUAGUGAAUACAAAGAAAGCCCAAUGGAUCUCUCCCACUUUAAUAAAUGGGAGAGCAUUUCUGCCACUGAGAAAUCCUAUAAAUGUGAUACAUGUGGGAAAACCUUUCAUCAGAGCUCAGCCCUUACUAGACAUCAAAGAAUCCAUACCAGAGAGAAACCCUACAAAUGUAAAGAAUGUGAAAAAUCUUUCAGUCAGAGCUCAAGUCUCAGUCGACAUAAAAGAAUACACACUAGAGAAAAACCUUAUAAAUGUGAAGCAUCUGAUAAAUCCUGUGAAAAGUCUAAUAAAUCAUGUAGUCAGAGUUCAGAUGUAAUUCAGCAUAAGAAGAUUCACACCAAAGCCAAAUCUUACAAGUGUAACAACUGUGAAAGAGUCUUCAGUCGUAGUGUACACCUUACUCAACACCAGAGAAUUCACAGAGAGAUGCCCUGUAGGUGUACUGUAUGUGGCAGUGACUUCUGUCAUACUUCAUAUCUAGUUGAACAUCAGAGGGUCCACCACCAUGAAGAAAAAUCCUAUGAAUAUGAUGAAUGUGGGUUGGCCUAUGUUAAACAUCAAGGAAUUUGUUUCAGAGAAAAACCCUAUACAUGUAAUGAAUGUGGAAAAGACUUCAGAUUGAAUUCGCAUCUUAUUCAGCAUCGACGAAUUCAUACAGGAGAUAAAUCACAUGAAUGUAAUGAGUGUGGAAAAGCUUUCAGUCAGACCUCAUGCCUUAUUCAGCAUCACAAAAUGCCUAGGAAAGAGAAAUCAUAUGAAUGUAAUGAUUAUGAGGAAAGUUUCAGUCAUAGCUCAGAUCUUAUCCUGCAACAAGAAGUACUCACCAGAGAAAAAGUCUUUGACUGUGAUGCCUGGGAAAAGAACUUCAGUCAGAGAGCACAUCUUGUUCAGCAUCAACCAAUUCAUACCAAAGAGAAACCUUAUGAAUGCAGUGAACAUGAGAAGACAUUUAGUCAAGUUCAGUCCUCAUUCAACAUCUGAGAGUUCACACCAGGGUGAAGUCAGUAUGUACUGCAUGGUAAAGUUUCAGUCAGAGCUCAGACUAUAUUCUAAGGUGGAAUUCUUGAGACAGACCCUCUGAAUGUGAUAAAUAUUGGGAAGCUUUUAGUGUUAAACUCUUAAUUGGCUCCUGCAAUCCAUACCGGUGAGA